Phaedon cochleariae (mustard beetle) is the source of this 1568-nucleotide messenger RNA. The record is from the annotation of a GenBank genome assembly. NCBI's taxonomy places the organism in Eukaryota, Metazoa, Arthropoda, Insecta, Coleoptera, Chrysomelidae.
AAUUAUAUUUCGGCACCUCGUCCUCGAGAUCACUUGUUUUAGCUAGGUAGUACCACUCUUAGGUACGGUUGAUGCCACAAUGUAUUAAGUAAGAAGAAGAGUUUUAUCAUACAGCACCCUUCCUUACCGACUGGACCGUGUACGCCAUUACGCUUUUUUGUGUACGCGUUGGUGCCACGAAAUUUUUCCUUCUUUGAUUUUUUUUUGAAAUACUUGAUCUUUUUAAUUUAAUAUUGAUAUUUUCCUUUUUUUUAGAUAAAUGGGGAAGCAUAGCAAAAGCGAUCGAACUGAUCGGAGGGACCGAAAGCGAAAACAUUCGCGAUCGCGAUCCCCUCCUAGAAUGGAUAGCCAACAGGAGUUGGAGCGUCUCUCUAAGGAAUUGGUUGCUCUGAGAGCCGAAAUAGAACGGAAUACCGCUCGCUCUGUUCGCAGUAAUCAAUCAGCUGCUAGUUAUAGCCAAGCCUCCUCCUAUAUUCUGGAAAGUCCAGAAAGUUCAAAUGAAUUUUCCCAAGGUGGCACACCACCUUCCUCUCCGAUUGGUGGAACACCACCAUCACCUAUGGAAUGUGGAAUACCACAAGAUGUUGUCAUCAUCGAUAACGAUGUCAAGCUAGACGAUGAGAUCCUAGAAGCAUUGGGGGAAGACCCUCACAAGGAUACCAAGAAGACAUAUGAACUACACUCAGUAGUCCAAAAGAGAUGGAAAACCAUACUCACAGAAGGGCUUGAUAAAGGAGAAAAAGAAAGGCUAAUGGAGCUACAUUUGCCUCCAACAAAUUUGACAUUGUUGAAGGCCCCAGAUAUAAACCCUGAAAUUCUGAAGGCUAUACCUUCAAAUACACAUAAGAAAGACAAGUUUCAACAGCUGAACCAGAGCCAGUUGGGAAAGGGCCUUGCUGCCCUAGGGGCUGGUAUCAACAUCCUCUUGAAGGAAGAGGAUAAUAAAGAAAACAAGAAUACAGUUCUUGGCCUUCUUAGUGAGUCAGGAAAAUUGUUGACAGAUGUUCACUAUAAUAUGUCACUGACUAGGAGAGCCCUCAUUACACCCACGUUGAGUAAAACUGUUAAAGAGCUGACUAGUGCAGCACCUAUUGAGGAGCUGUUAUUUGGAUCAAACCUGGGUGAGCGUAUAAAAACAGCAAAAGCUGUUGAGAGAUCAGUUAUAGAUCUCAAACCAAAAUCAGAUACUGUAUUCAAGAAGCCUAGUAAUCAACUACCAAGUACAAGCUCAGGUAGCAGUACAUAUAAAAGAGGUGAUUCUUUAAACUGGAGGGGCCCGUCUGGAUACAGGAGAGAUCACAGACAGAAGGGGCAAUAUCUCCAAACCAAAAAACAUUAUCAGCCUCCCACUCGGAAGUAGAUAGAAAGGAAAACACAUCCACUGCAUGCCACCCUUUCCCUGGUGGCAGGCAAAUUGUCCGGCAAGCUUUUUUAAGAAAAGGCCAUUCAGAGGAAACAAUCCACACCUUGAUGCAGUCUAUAUCUGAAUCAACAAUGAGACAGUACAAUUCCUCUUAUGAGGCAUGGUGGUCAUUCUGUCUGAAUGAAAAAGCAGAUCCUUUUGAAGC